AGUAUGCAGUUCAAGUAUCAUAUCGUCCCAUUGGUGCAAACAUGUACUUUGUGCCUUCUAAUUUAAAUGUCGCAUGGUACAUUGUUGCACCCAGGGGGUGCUAAAUUCUAUAUUCUUUGUAAUAUAGAACAUGUACUUAAACGUGGUUAAUACUAUGUUGUAUAAUGUUAAGACACAACUAGUAUGCAUUAAAUAUAAGCACGUUUGAUGAAAUAUUAUAGUAGAUAUGUUCUAUUUACGUUUUCAUAAGCUGUGUGGCUCUUUCGGCAAACGUGAGGUUGUGAACCGAUCCAACGGUAACACGUUGCUAUGCGCCCAGUGUUGUCAAGGAAACCUUUGUAACGCUGCCCUCUGUGGACAAACUGGACUGCCCUCUGUUGGACCUGUGUGUUUCAAGUGUGAUCAGGCCAGCACGCCGAGCUCGUGUAACACGAUAGCGCUCUGUGGACGGGAUGAUGUAUGUCAACUUGAGAAAACCCUUAGUUCGCUAACUCACGCUACGCUAUACAAAUCAGGAUGUUUGCACAAAACACAUUGUGAUAGACACGCUCAAAGUCUAACCUUAAUUGGAAGGAAGAGAUAUGACAACACAGUUAUUACAGGGAACGACUUGCAGAUACAGUGUUGUGACUCUAACGUGUGUAAUCAUGGAAAAGUCAGCAGCGCUUCCAGUACCGCAUUGACGACGGCAGCAGUGACGCCAACACAUAGCUCAACCUUAUCAAAUCAAUACGCUUGCGACAGAGGCCCAUGUUCCCAUGCCAAAUGUUUCGAAAGAGGCAUCCACUACGUGUGUCAGUGUGAGAAUGGAUGGACCGGGAAGAAUUGUGAUAAUUCUACUUCCACUACUAGUGCCCAUACUAGUACUACUUCUACUACAACUACUUCUACAACUUCAACUACUACUACUACUGCUACUACUACCAAAUUGACUGUACCUGGAGAUUGCUUGGAGUUAAGGGCCAUAACACGUGUCAGUGGCGUGUACAGCGUUCGACCUGCAGGCAUGGUUCGGGACAUUGAAGUGUACUGUGACAUGGCAACGGACGGAGGGGGAUGGACGGUGUUUCAACGUCGUGUGAAUGGAUCUGUUGAUUUCUACCAAAACUUCUUCUCAUAUGAGAAUGGCUUCGGCGACGUUCACGGAGAACACUGGCUUGGUUUGAAGUACAUACAUACCAUGACCUCCAAAGCACAGACCGAGCUUCGGGUCGACUUGAUGGCGGCAGACGGAUCCACUGAGUAUGAAGUGUUUCCUAACUUCCGACUGUUGACAGCACCAGACUAUAUGCUGCAUGUAAACGAGGGAAAUGAAACUGCUGGGGAUGGUCGUUAUGGUUUAUUCUAUCACAAUGGUAAUAGUUUCUCCACAUACGACCACGACGACGAUCACGACUGUGCCAUUAAAUGCCAUGGUGGAUGGUGGUAUCAUGAUUGUGCAUUUGUGAAUUUGAAUGGUCGAUAUGUAACGCCUGGAACAGUGGACACCUCUUGUGCAUAUGCUGGGAUCAUUUAUCACAAUUUCAAACAACGUGCUUCAAUGACCGAGACAAAAAUGAUGUUUAGAAGAUUUUAGAAUCGAAUCUUAUGAAUAUUUGCAUACAUCUAUAAUUGCAGACUAAAUGAGCUGUAGAUUUUUACCCCUGUUAUGAUGCAGCUUUUUAAACGUAAUCAAAUAAUAUCUGUUUUCGUUUUUAGCUGUCGAAAUCUUGAUUGUAUUAAUAUUGUUAGGCUUUUUCACUUGUUUGAUUUGAAAAUACACACGCUAAAUUUAAUUAUUCACAUUUUCACUUAUGACUGAAACCCAGCUUAAAGUGCAUGUGCACUGUGAGAGCUUGUGCAUAUCGAAUUAUAUAUGCGUCUCGAUUGACGAUCUUACACACAGUUUUUGGUUCACAUGUAAUAGUUGUAAGUGAACUGUAUUGAGAAAAAGACUACACUGCGUACA
This is a messenger RNA of Dreissena polymorpha, 1948 nucleotides long. RefSeq names its product fibrinogen alpha-2 chain-like. The coding region runs from base 227 to 1576 and encodes 449 amino acids. The transcript has 10 exons. Lineage: Eukaryota; Metazoa; Mollusca; Bivalvia; Myida; Dreissenidae. The record is from RefSeq and is a predicted model, not a curated record.